UUCCGCUCCAAACUACGCACUUCUCUAGGUAAGAAGGGAACUUCCGGAAGGUACCAGAAAAGUGAAACUACUCGUUGAUCCUGACUCAGAGAAGUUACCAGAGUGAAGCACAGAGAUUCUUAAUAUAAUGAAGAUAUCAUGAAAUAAUUCCUUCAAUGGCAAUGGGUAUGAGAGAGGGAAUAGUAGUUAAGUUACAGCGUUCAGGUUCUGGCAAGGUGGUAGAAUUAGUGGCCACACAAGAUUCUAAAUUGGACAUGGGCAGUAUUGCUGCCACCUUUGGAUUGAACCCACUCAGCCUUAAUUUGAAUGGCCUCUAUAUUAGUAGGGGCCCUGAUUUCAUCUCCUCCUGCCUCACCUGGAACGAUGUUCUUCGUUACUUUGCCAACAAGGGCUACCCCACUGGCAUCUCCCAUCAACACCCAAUAAUUGUGGAUGGCAAUACCUGUCAAGGAUCACGCUUCAAUUUCAAUUGCUCUGGGGACUCGAACCCUACAAAUUCUAAAGCAAUGGCCAUUGGUGAUAAAAGAAAAAUGUCGUGGGAGGGUUCCACAAGUGCCAACAUGCCGAAGAAAAGAAAGACCAUAGAAGACAAUGUUGUUGGGUCACUUACGAUAAGCAAGACCAUAGAAGACAUUGGGACAAAUGAUAAGCAUUCCCAAGACUUUGGAGGGAAAUAUGAUAACUGCUAUACCAAAAGGGGUCGUGAUGAAGAUCUUGGGGAAAUGCAUGCAAAAGAGAAAAAGAGGUGAUCUCAAUAUUCUUGUGAUGUGCACUCCAAAUCUCGUGCAGAUGAGAAGAAAAUAGUAUGGGAUGGUGGGAAUUCUCUGAGUGUAUAAUAUGGAGAUGAAAAAUUGAUAUAGAAACGUUUUAGCAGCUUUUCCUUGUUAAAAACUGAGAUAACUAGACACAAUUCAUUGGCAUUUCUCUGUGUCAAGUGAAUUAUUGGGAAAUGAGAUGUUUUUGAAUGCAACAAGCGUUUGUCAUUCAUUGAAAGCUGCGAUCAGACAAUCUAUUGUGCAAGUGCUUGGAAAAUCAUUUGUUCUUCCUCAAAUAUGAGAUUCCACUCCACAUUGAUGCAGUGCAGUGGUUGUCCAUGGCAACUUUUCUGACCUGUCUAAUUCAAUUGUAUAUAAGAUGAAACCUAAUUUUAAAGAAGUGAUAGCCUGUUAAAUUUCCUGUGAAAAGCAUGAUCUAUUUUCCAGUACUUGUAUAUUAGAAUUGUUGAAAGAUUUAAUAUAAAAUUUUCCUUUUUAGAAUUCUUCAA
Cryptomeria japonica (Japanese cedar) is the source of this 1264-nucleotide messenger RNA. RefSeq lists its product as uncharacterized. Lineage: Eukaryota; Viridiplantae; Streptophyta; Pinopsida; Cupressales; Cupressaceae. The record is from RefSeq and is a predicted model, not a curated record. The transcript has 4 exons. The coding region runs from base 156 to 749 and encodes 197 amino acids.